AAUCUAUAAUUUAUAUAAAUAUUAAAAUUUAUUAUCUAUAUUCUUUGUUAUUAAUUUAAAUACAUAAAUAUAAAAUAUGGAGGAAGAUUCACCUGUAACAAGUUUUCCAGUAAUCUUAGAAAAAGAUCCCUUUGACGAGGAACCUCCACUGGGUCAGGCUGAAACUAGACCCGGAGUUCUUUUACUACGUUCAUGGCUAAAUACGUCACUUACCGUGGAAAUGACCGAUGGAAGAAUUCUCAUAGGAGUAUUUUUAUGCACAGACAGAGACGCUAACAUAAUUCUAGGAUCUUGUUCAGAGUACUUGCCAUUUGAAAACAACAGCAAAAUUACAAACGAAGAGCCAAGAAUGCUGGGACUGGUCAUGGUACCUGGGAAGCAUAUUGUCAGUAUAAUUCUAGAUCCUAAUGUGGACUCUGCUUCGAGGAAUCCGUUCAAUAAACAUUAUGGGAGUGAAGAAAUUAUGUAAAUUUGUGUAGAACAUAACAUAGACUAUAAGCAAGCUGUACAAAGUUAGAAAUAAGCAAUAUAUAACAUUUCUUGUUGGUUUUUU
Diabrotica balteata is the source of this 553-nucleotide messenger RNA. Lineage: Eukaryota; Metazoa; Arthropoda; Insecta; Coleoptera; Chrysomelidae. The record is from the annotation of a GenBank genome assembly.